Capra hircus (goat) is the source of this 1730-nucleotide messenger RNA. RefSeq names its product pyrimidinergic receptor P2Y6 (gene P2RY6). Lineage: Eukaryota; Metazoa; Chordata; Mammalia; Artiodactyla; Bovidae. The transcript is spliced from 4 exons. Gene Ontology annotation, biological process: G protein-coupled receptor signaling pathway; cellular response to pyrimidine ribonucleotide. Bases 379 to 1365 code for a protein of 328 amino acids. The record is from RefSeq and is a predicted model, not a curated record. Gene Ontology annotation, cellular component: plasma membrane. Gene Ontology annotation, molecular function: G protein-coupled UDP receptor activity; G protein-coupled UTP receptor activity; G protein-coupled ADP receptor activity.
GUUUCCAUCAGGCUUUGGUGUGAAGGGCAGCGGGGAGGGGGCAGCCCCCGCAGGGGCUAUUUCAGUCAGAGACAGACGUGGCAGGAAACAGAGGAAGCUGCCCUUUCAGAGGUGUUACAGCCCAGGCCGAGAGCAGAAGAGUGGAGAGCUUCAUGUCUGGCCUCCCCUUGACCCAACACACUUGGGGCCACCAAGGCGUGCGUUUCGGGGACAGGAGGCUGUAUGACCAUUGGAUUAAAGUUGUGAAUUCUCUCUGGACGAAAUGGAAAUGCCAUUGGGGAGAUAAGUAGACUGCAACCAAAAGAAGGACCAUGGAUUUGGAAGAUGGAGUCCAGGCUGAGAAGCCUCUCUGGAUGUAGGAAGCCCAGUUGAACAGGCAUGGCAUGGGGCAAUGGCACAGGCCAGGCCCUGGACGCGCCGCCCACCAACUGCGUCUACCGAGAGACCUUCAAGCAACUGCUGCUGCCACCUGUGUACUCGGCGGUGCUGGCGGUGGGCCUGCCCCUGAACGCCUGUGUCAUCGCCCAGAUCUGCACGUCCCGCCGGGCCCUGACCCGCACAGCCGUGUACACUCUGAACCUGGCCCUGGCUGACCUGCUGUAUGCCUGCUCCCUGCCCCUGCUCAUCUACAACUACGCCCAAGGUGACCACUGGCCCUUCGGAGACCUCACCUGCCGCCUGGUCCGCUUCCUCUUCUAUGCCAACCUCCAUGGCAGCAUCCUCUUUCUCACCUGCAUCAGCUUCCAGCGUUACCUAGGCAUCUGCCACCCUCUGGCCCCCUGGCACAAGCGUGGGGGCCGCCGGGCUGCCUGGCUAGUGUGUGGAGCUGUAUGGCUGGCCGUGACAACCCAGUGCCUGCCCACUGCCCUCUUUGCCUCCACAGGAAUCCAGCGGAACCGCACGGUCUGCUAUGACCUGAGCCCGCCCGCCCUGGCCACCCGCUACAUGCCCUAUGGCAUGACCCUCACUGUCAUCGGCUUCCUGCUGCCCUUUGUCGCCCUUCUGGCCUGCUACUGCUGCCUGGCCCGUCGUCUGUGCCGCCAGGAUGGCCCAGCAGGGCCAGUGGCCCAGGAGCGGCGUGGCAAGGCAGCCCGCAUGGCUGUGGUGGUGGCAGCUGCCUUUGCCAUCAGCUUCCUGCCUUUCCACAUCACCAAGACAGCCUAUCUGGCAGUGCGCUCUACACCUGGAGUCUCCUGCCCGGUGCUGGAGGCCUUUGCAGCAGCCUACAAGGGCACACGGCCCUUCGCCAGUGCCAACAGCGUGCUCGAUCCCAUCCUCUUCUACUUCACCCAGAAGAAGUUCCGCCAGCGGCCACAUGAGCUGCUGCAGAAACUCACGGCCAAGUGGCAGCGACAGGGUCGCUGAGUCCACCAGGGCAGGACACCUGGGGGCAGGGCAGCCAUUGUGUUUGCCACUGUGACUGGGGCACCAGAAGCUCCACCAGCUCCAAAGCAUGCAGAGAAUUAGAGCUUAGCCCAGCUGGGCAUAGACUGAGGCCCUCACAGAUCCCGAAACUUCAACAACUAUUUAUUAAACCCUUUUUCUGAACCAGGCUCCACGGGUACAGAGAGAGACAAGCCUGGGCCUGGUUCUCCAGAAGGCUCCAAGAAGCCAUGGAGAAUUCAGAAGUCAUGUUAAGCUUCUCACAAAAAUACAGUAUAACAUGUACUAUGAUUGAGGAGUAUGCAGCAUACUUUGGAGUCACCAAUAAAGGGAGUAAAAGAAGAUGG